AAGUCUGUUAAUUAAAUUAAACCAUUCAGCUCAAGCUUCCAAAGCUUCCAAUAUAUAUAUAUAUAUAUUUAUAUUUAAAUAUAUUUAUAUCGGCAUUUAAAAUCAAUAAUUUAAUGAUUUCAUUUCACAAGUUAAAAAUGCCGUGUCAGGGGUCAGUGAAGCCGGCAUUAGGAGCAGCGAACCACUUGCCCUGAAAGCUCAUGGGAGAUGUAGUUUGAUGCUAAGGAGAUUACUUAGUCGCUGUGAUACCCAACGCAGUAUACUUUUUUUCCUUCCUUUAUGGAAAGACGAAUACAGGUUCGGGAACUGGGUUUCUCGACAGGAGCUCUGACCCGGUUGGGACUGGACUUGGACGUUUGCCGUUGGAUUAAAUACAUCGUGAAGAAACUAUAACAAAUACCUUUCCGCGGCGGCUCCUGUUCCUUUAAGCCGGUACGGAAGUAAACCAAAGGAUUGACGCAACACUCCGCGGAAGGUCAGGCAUUUUUUUUCCGCCUCCACCGUAAAUUGUUUAACACUCGGGGGUAACUACUCUUGUUUUACCGAAACAACGGCGACGAAAGCUUACGGGACUUUAUGACACUAACGGCUGUGACGUCGCGCGGUAACGGUAACGUAACUGUUUUUUGAAAAUCUUGACAGCGCGUGACUGCUCAGUUCAACUCCCUGAUGCCUGUGCCGCCAUGCACCCGGCUGAGCGGAGCUCUGGUGAAACAAGUGCUGGACUCGGUGGACAGCGUCCUGUUCGACUGCGACGGGGUCAUCUGGCGCGGGGACCAGGCCGUGCCCGGGGCCCCGCGGGUCAUUAGCCUGCUCAAGGAGCGAGGGAAGCGGGUCUUCUACGUCACCAACAACAGCACCAAGACCAGGAAGAUGUACGUCGACAAAAUGUCCACGUUGGGGUUCGACACCAAGGAAGACGAGGUGUUCGGCACGGCGUACUGCUCCGCCAUGUACCUGAAGACCGUCUGCGAGCUGCAGGGGAAAGUGUACCUGGUAGGGAGCGACGCCAUGAGGCAGGAGCUGGAGGCGGUGGGGAUCCGGCAGACCGGCGUGGGACCGGACCACGUCGCCGGGAAGCAGAACGACUGGGCCAACGUGGCCCUGGACCCCGACGUGAAGGCGGUGGUGGUCGGUUUCGAUGAACACUUCAGUUACAUGAAAGUCAACCGAGCCAUGCAGUACCUGACGCAGCCGGCGUGUCUGUUCGUGGGGACCAACCGGGACACCCGGCUGCCCCUGGAGGGGGGCAAGGCCGUUCCAGGUACAGGCUGCCUGCUGCAGGCCGUGGAGACAGCCGCCCAACGCCAGGCCCAGACGGUGGGCAAACCCAACCGGUUCAUGUUCGACUGCGUGGCGUCCAAGUUCGGCGUGGACCCCGCUCGCUGCCUGAUGGUGGGCGACCGCUUGGACACGGACAUCAUGCUGGGCUCCAACUGCGGCCUGAAGACCCUCCUCACCCUCACGGGGGUCAGCACCGUGGCGGACGCCGAGGCCCAUCAGAAGAGCGGCUGCGCCGAGAGGCAGAAGAUGGUGCCGGAUUAUUACGUGGACAGCAUCGCAGACCUCCUCCCGGCUCUGCAGGGAUGAGAACCGGCGGUGUAGCGACGCGAUGGCCGAGCAGCUGCAAACCCGCAGAAUCUGACUCGCCCGUCACAGGCCAGACUCUCCAUUGUCUUCUAAAAAAGGGAACAUUCGUCACAUUGGAUUAACGUGAAUAAUCGUCUCUUUAACCGAGUCACAGCCGAGCAACUCGCUGAUGCGUGACAGACGAGACACAAAGACUCCAACAUUGAACUAAACCACGAUUAAAAACAUGCUUAUUUAACAUGAUAUUAACGAUUGAUUUAUUAAUAAUAAUAAUAACGUGAGAACAAGGAUUUGCAGUAUUGUUUAGAUGUGUGUAUGUUCUUUCUUUUUGUGGAAGUGAGUAAGGAGAGUGUACUUUAAAAGAACCAGCCUGUGAUGCAAUCCCCCCCCCCCCUCUCUUUAAGCAACUACAAGUCAAACUCGAGGAGGGAAAUGAGGAAAUGAGCACACACACAAUGGAUCCUCAGUUCUGUAGAAUGUGUGUGUACAGCUGUUUUAGAGGCUAUAGAUAAUAAUAAUAGGCCAAAAGUCACUGAGCUGGGUCCGACCUUUCAGUUUUCUUCACGGCUCAGCAGAAAGCGUAAACACUUGCAGCGGUACUCGAGGUGCGAUGCCACGUUACGUUCAGGGAUUCGUACUCCUACAUCGUUAAGACGCUCCCCCGAUCGUCCUUCUUCCCGUCUCGUUUCCAUCUGACUCCCCGAAUCACUGAACGUCAAAUGCUUUGUUAUAUACAAAUAAAAUUCUAACUAUCUACUAAAUCGG
This is a messenger RNA of Pseudoliparis swirei, 2355 nucleotides long. RefSeq names its product phosphoglycolate phosphatase (gene pgp). The record is from RefSeq and is a predicted model, not a curated record. The transcript has 2 exons. Gene Ontology annotation, molecular function: sn-glycerol 3-phosphatase activity. Bases 670 to 1590 code for a protein of 306 amino acids. Gene Ontology annotation, cellular component: cytoplasm. NCBI's taxonomy places the organism in Eukaryota, Metazoa, Chordata, Actinopteri, Perciformes, Liparidae.